Drosophila bipectinata is the source of this 2500-nucleotide messenger RNA. It is a transcript of the gene Nt5b, whose product is annotated as 5' nucleotidase B. Gene Ontology annotation, molecular function: 5'-nucleotidase activity. The record is from RefSeq and is a predicted model, not a curated record. NCBI's taxonomy places the organism in Eukaryota, Metazoa, Arthropoda, Insecta, Diptera, Drosophilidae.
ACGAAAACGAGACGAAAGCAAAAUAGUCGAAAUACUAACAUCACAUCAUCCGGCGGCCGAAAAAAACCAGCAACUUUUUCAAACAAAAACUCAAAGAUAAUUGUGGAAAAGUGGACAAAAGUGAAGAAAAGCGGCCAACGGAAAUAGAAAAACCGUUCAGUAGAAACGUGUCCGCCAAAAAAGAAAGCCAUACAGCCAAAUCGGCACACACAUUCUACAAAAUUCUUCCAAGAGAAAAGUUCUACUCUUUGUGUUUCAUUUAUUUUACUUUUAUUUUGACUGAAAUAGAGAUUUUGCUUGUUUUUGCGUGGAAAUUUUGGAAAACUUUCGAAAUAUAUAUAUAUAGAUGAAAAAUUACAACAAAAAUAUUGAGUGGAAAAUAGUGUUAUGAAAUAGUGGCCGCGUGCGUUGAAACUAAAAGCCGAAAGUGCUGGAAAUUAAUUAAAAAUUUACUUCAAUAAAAUAUUAAAAAAUACAAAAGAUAAAAUAAACACUGUAAAAUAAAAUCUAAAAAAAACUUCAAGAAGCAGAUUUCCAUUUCUCCAAAGAAGUACGAUAUGAACGAUUCGGCUCCCAAUACCCCAGGACCUAGUUCAGCGUCCACUCAGCCGAAAAAGUAUUACCGUCAUGCGGCUCAUAGAGUCUUUGUGAACAGAUCACUGCAUUUGGAGAACAUCAAGUACUAUGGCUUUGACAUGGAUUAUACCCUGGCAGAGUACAAGUCACCGCAAUAUGAGCAAUUGGGCUUCAAUCUCGUCAAGGAGCGUCUAGUCCAAAUGGGCUAUCCCAAGGAGAUCCUUCAGUUCGAAUAUGAUCCCACUUUUCCCGUUCGUGGUCUCUGGUUCGAUACACUGUACGGAAAUUUGCUCAAAGUUGAUGCCUAUGGCAAUAUUUUGGUCUGUGUCCAUGGCUUUGAGUUUAUAAAGCACCACCAGGUGUAUGAAUUAUAUCCAAAUAAGUUUCUCAAACUAGACGAGUCGCGUGUUUAUGUCUUGAACACGCUUUUCAAUCUGCCGGAGACCUAUCUUCUGGCCUGUCUUACUGACUUUUUCACAAACAGCAAUGAGUUUGUUCGCGUUGAACGCGGCAUCAAAGCUGGCGAUUUCCUUUUCACGUACAAGUCGAUUUUCCAGGACGUGCGUCGUGCCGUCGACUGGGUGCAUUCCGAUGGUGAUCUGAAGCGUCGUACCACUCAGAACAUGGCCCACUAUGUGAAGAAGGACGCUCGCCUGCCCACUGUCCUGUCGCGUAUCCGAGAGUCGGGAGCCAAGCUCUUCAUGCUGACCAACAGCGACUACACGUACACCAAUGAGAUCAUGACCUAUCUGUUCGACUUCCCCCAUGGAGCCACCGAGGAGGAGCCGCAUCGCGACUGGAAGACCUACUUCGAUGUGAUUGUGGUGGAUGCCCGCAAGCCGCUCUUCUUCGACGAGGGCACUGUCCUCCGGCAGGUGGACACCAAGACCGGUGGCCUCAAGAUCGGCACCCAUAUCGGACCACUGCAACCCGGCCAGGUGUACUCGGGUGGGUCCUGUGAGCUCUUCACCAAGUUCAUUAAUGCAAAGGGCAAGGACGUCCUCUACGUGGGUGAUCACAUUUUCGGCGACAUUCUGAAGUCGAAGAAGAUCCGGGGCUGGCGUACGUUCCUGAUUGUACCGGAACUGGUCCGGGAGCUGCACGUCUGGACGGAUGAGUGCCAGUUGUUUGCGGAGCUCCAGAAUCUGGACAUAAAGCUGGGCGACCUGUAUCGCGAUCUGGACUCCAGUGCCAAGGUCAAGCCGGAUAUAUCCCAGCUGCGCACCUGCAUCCGCGACGUUACCCACAAAAUGGACAUGGCCUAUGGCAUGAUGGGCUCCCUCUUCCGGUCGGGAUCGCGUCAGACCUUCUUCUCCAGCCAGGUGGUGCGAUAUGCCGACGUCUAUGCCGCCACCUUGCUCAAUCUCAUCUACUAUCCCUUCUCGUACAUGUUCCGUGCUCCGGCGAUGCUCUUGCCCCACGAGUCCACUGUCGCUCACGAUCAGCUGGCUCCAGCUCCGGCCCCGGCUCCGGCCACGGCUUCCGGCUCCACAUGCUCCCCAGAUGAGCCAGCACCUGGUAGGAUUGUAGCUGGCAGUGAUCAGCCACAGCAGCCGGCCAAAGAAGCCAAGGAUUUGCAUCGAGCUAGCUCCAUUGUCCACACACGCCCCUCCACACCCACCGUCGUCACUCACACCCACGACGAGGACUAUUCCGAGGAGGAGGAGACGGCCAGUGGCGCCGAGUCGCCCUCCGAGCAGCAGCUCCGUGAAGCUUCCGAGGAUUAAAGAGAGGAUACGUUUCAAAGGAACAACAAGGAUCAACGAAUUUUUGCGCGCCUCCCCCGAUACUCCUAAUUAUUUUUUUUUUUUUGGAAACGUACGAUUUUUGCUGGCGAUUUUAAACCCGAGAAGCACAGAUUUGUGAAACUAUAUAUACCAUAUAUGAUAUAUUAUAAAUUAGCUGGUUCCAUAUAUAUAUAUAU